AUGAAUGAUUAUAAUCAUAUAAAUAAUCAAUUAUUAAUUGAUACUAGUAGUGGUAUGGAACAUAUCACUAUAGAGAAUAAUAAUAAUUGCAUUAUAAAUAAUAUAGAUAAUAUUGAUUAUAACAAUAAGACAACGAAUCAUAUCAUUAAGAAUAAUGAUUCAAUUAUAUCGUAUAAGAAUAAUAAUAUGAGUUCAAUAAAUAAUUUAACAGAUAUAGAUAAUAAUGGAACAACUAUAAAUAAUCAGUUCCAAGAAAAUUAUAAUAAUAAUAUAAUAAGUGAUAAUAAAAAUAUGAACUAUUUCAGUUCUUUUUCAAAUGAAAAUACCAUUGAUGAUAAUGGUAAUGAUACAAAUUAUAUGAAUUAUGAUGAUAAUAUGAACAACAGUGAAUAUACAAAUAAUAAUAAUAUUAAUAUUAAUAGUAAUGAUAAUUUAAAAAACAAUAAUCAAUGUAAUAGUAUGAAUAUAACAGAUGAAUAUAUUAGUGAUAAUAAUAUAUCAAAAAAUAAUUCAACAAGUAAUAUAUUAGAAUAUCAUAUAAAUGAUAGUAGUAGUAAUAAUAAUAAUAAUAAUAAUAAUGAUAAUAUAAAUUUUAUAAAAAAGGAAGAAACGAUAAAAAAUAUGGAUGAUUUAUUUAUAAAAAAUGUUAAUGAUAUAAGAAGUUUUGAAAGAGGUAUAUUAAAUUUAACACAAGAAGAAUUUAUUUAUAUAUCGAAUAAAAUUCAUUUUUUAGGAUUUCGAUUUAUUGAAGUUCCAUGUGUUAAACCAAAAAAUGAAAAAAGAAAUACAUACACAGCUAUAUCAAAAAGACAUUUAAACGAGAUUAAGAAUUUAAGUUGUUCAUUAUCAAAUAGUAUAUAUGAUGCUGGGAAAAGAAAAUCAAAAAAAUCUUUUGAUCCCUUCUAUUCAAAGGAAGAAUUGGAUUCAAAAGUUUCUUAUUCACAUCAUGAUCAAAAGGAUACAAAAGAUACAAACAAGAAAAAAGGACAAACUAAUAAUGUAAAUAAUAAUGAUUAUAUUAAUGAAAAGGACAUAAAAAAUGCUAAUAUAAAAGAAGAAAAUCAUAAUGUAAAUAAUACUAAAGGAAGUAAUAAAGGUACGAAUAAUACGUAUCAUAAUAAUAAUUCAAUCAAAUCACAACAAGAAGGUGAUAAAUUGACAAGUAAUAGUAAAGGUGUAAAAAGAUCUGCUAGUAGCAAAUUUGAUGAUUUGGAUAAUAAACAUAAUAAUAAAAAUGUAAUACAUGGUACUAAUUUUGGAACAAAUAAUUCAUCUCCUACACAUAAUAAUAGUAAUACUGGUAAAGGAAAAGGUUCAAAAAUUAGUAAUUCAAAUAAUAAAAAGAUGAAUGAAAAGGAACAGAUGAAAAAAAGACAAAAAACGAAUAGUUAUAAUGAAGAUAAUUUAUUGGAUGAAUAUGAACAACAUAAGAAAACAUAUAAGAAAAAAAUAUAUAGAACAAAAAAUCCAUGGAAAACUUAUUGUUUUAAAAUAUUACAUAAAUUAAAAAAGAAAGAAAUAGCUUGUUGGUUUUUAAAACCAGUAAAUCCUGAAUUAGAUGGAAUACCAAAUUAUUUUAAUGUUAUAAAAAAUCCUAUGGAUUUUGAAACUAUUGAAAAUAAAUUAAUAAAUAAUAAAUAUAAUAAUCCUUUUGAGUGGCAACAUGAUGUAAGACAAAUAUUUUUUAAUGCAUUCACAUAUCAUAAAGUAAAAAAUUGUGUAUGGAAUGAUGCAUAUAAAUUAGCAAAAGAAUUUGAUAAAUUAUUAAAACAAGGAAAUGAUGUAAAAAAUAUAUUAAAAGAUUGUACAAAGAAUAUUAAUUCUGUUUAUUUUAAUAUGAAACAAUAUAAUGAUUUGGUAGAACACACCAAUAACACUAAUAAUAAUAUAAAUCAUAAUAAUAUUAGUAAAACUGUUACAAAUACAAGUAUUGAUGAUUUGAGUAGCUCUUUGUCUUCUUCAAGUACUAGUAGUAGCAGUAGUAGUAGUAGUAGUGCUAGUAGUAAUUAUGAUGAUGAAGCUUAUGAUAAUAUAAGUAGUGCAAAUUAUAAUAAGAGAGAUAGUCAAUUGCAUAAAAAUGCUCAUGGUAAAAAGUCAAGUAUGUAUAUGACUAGUGCAUCUACAAAUACAUUAAAAAAUAAUUUAAAUUCAAACCAAAUAUAUUUCCCACAUGGAAAAAAUAAAAAGAAUGAAAAAAUUAAUAAAUCAAGUAAAUAUAGUAUAAGUAAUAAUAAUAAUAAUAAUAAUAAUGUAGGUAACAAAAAAAGUAUAAGAGAUAAUAUAAAGAACAAAAAAGAUGUUAAUUCAAAUACAGUCGAUAAUGAUGAUUUUGAGCCUCCAAGUGUAGGAAUUAUACCUGAACCACCUGGUAUUCAAAAAAUUGGUAUUAAUGAUAAAGGAUUAAAUAAUUAUCAAGUUACAUUACUAUUUAAAAAUUUUAAAAGAUUAGCACCAAAUCAAAGAAAAGCUGCUCUAGAAAUUAUACAAGAUGAUUUAGGUAUACUUGCAGAAAAUCAUAUGUUUGAUAGAUUCUUUACUUUUGAUACUGAUUUAUUAUCUAUUGAAAAACAAAAAAGAAUCUUUUUAUAUAUUAAUCAUAUGGGAAGAAUUAAUUUAGAACAUUAUAAGACUUCUUUAAUUAGUGCAAACAAAGUGAACAAUCCUAGUUUUUCUAAAGGAAAAAUACCUCAAAAAAUUGUUCCUAAUAAAAGUUUUAUAAAACAUGGUAGUAAUAAUAGUAAUAUUAAUGCUCAUUAUGAAAAGAGGAGAACUAAUCGAUAUGUAUCUUCAUCAUCCAAUUCAUCUGACUCGUCUACGUCCAACUCAUCUGAUUCAUCAACUUUUUCAACCUCUAGUGAUGAUUCAGAUUCUGAUAGUGAUUCAGAUAUGGAUUCAGAUUCAUAUGAUAAGAAAAGAAAAAUUAAAAGACCAUUCCCAAAUGAUAAAAAAAAAGAAUUGUCAAAUAAAUUUCUAGAAGCAAAUAGAAGAAAAUCAUUACCUCAAUACAAACCUGUCAAUGAAAAUAGAAAAAGCUUACAAAUAAGAGAUGAUGUUAUGGGUAUGCAUGCAGAUUUUUUAGGAUCAAUGGAUUCACCAAGAAAUACCAAGAACAAACAUAGAGCAACAGUAAGUGCAUGGCCAGAAUGGAAAGGACAAGUAAUACAACAAGCUAUUUUAACACAACACAAAACUAAUGUACCUAUAAAUAAAAAAGAAUUGAUAGCCGAAGGAUAUGAUGCUAAAAUAUAA
Molecule: messenger RNA, 3249 nt
Organism: Plasmodium gaboni
Lineage: Eukaryota; Apicomplexa; Aconoidasida; Haemosporida; Plasmodiidae
Product: putative bromodomain protein
Exons: 1
Coding region: 1-3249 (1082 amino acids)
Molecular function (GO): protein binding
Source: RefSeq, a predicted model, not a curated record